Molecule: messenger RNA, 1907 nt
Organism: Momordica charantia (bitter melon)
Lineage: Eukaryota; Viridiplantae; Streptophyta; Magnoliopsida; Cucurbitales; Cucurbitaceae
Product: RING/U-box superfamily protein
Source: RefSeq, a predicted model, not a curated record
GGUAAGAUCGCGCUCGUUCCUUUAUUUCACUUUUAUGUAUGCUCAGAAAAAACUUCAUCAAUUCUGCUUCAAAUUUGGUGGAUCUUUGACGUUUUUAUGCCCUUACUGUAUUUGAUUAUGUUGUUGUUCGAUUUUCACGUGCUGAAUAGGUUUCGCGUGUUCUAUUUUGAUCAUUAAUGGUUUAUUUGUAAUGUUAACCCCUGAAGUGAGUUGGGAAGUUCUUUUGGAUUUAUUUCAGUUGCAUUUACAUCUGGUUGACAGAACUCAGAACUCUCCCUCCCCCAAAUUUCAGCCAUAUUCUUACUUAAUAUUGAAUCUGCGCCUGAUUACGACCUGAGUUCUGUGACUUCCUGUAGUAGUAUAAGGGUUCUCUCGGUUAUUGGAUUCGGGCGAAACCGAAGAUCGGGUAAAAUGUGAAUCCGACUCGUGACCCAGUGAUGGGAAAGUACAAGAGAUUGAGAGGAGCCACUGAAUGUGCCCUUUUUCUUGUUGUAGGUCCUAUAUAAGUAACAAAUCUCUUUUGCAGUUUCCUGUAGGCUUGAGGAGAGAUAGGCAAAUCUUUGCAGGUUCAGCUCUUAGAUAAAGUAUAAUUGGCUCAUUGAAGUUAAUCACUAAUAUCCCUUGGUAAAAUGCGACUACAGCUACUAUUGCAGGCGGUUGUUUCUGGCUGGUAGUUGCUUGUUGUUAGAAUGUGGAAUUUUGCUUCCAAUUGCGUGGCUGGAUAUGCUGGACUAAGGAGCAACCCCCCGAAACUGUCUCAUUCUACGUUAGAGUGCUCGGAUGAUGAGGCAUCUUCAGAUGGGAGGGAGGAGGUGCUGGAGUGUCCAAUAUGCUGGGAAUCCUUUAACAUUGUUGAGAACGUUCCCCAUGUUUUGUGGUGUGGCCAUACCCUCUGUAAGAAUUGUAUCUUGGGGUUGCAGUGGGCCGUUGUGAAAUUCCCAACAUUACCGGUUCAGCUUCCGCUUUUUAUAUCUUGCCCAUGGUGCAACCUCAUAUCCUUCCGCCUAGUUUAUAAAGGAAACCUUAGAUUCCCUUGCAAGAAUUACUUCCUUCUUUGGAUGGUUGAGAACAUGAACGUUGAUAGAGUGAAAUCUCAUUCUGCUUUCUCUGGGGAUCAACUAGUCUUUCCGGUGAGCGGAAAUUCAUCCCAGGGUAGCAAUCAAGUCUGUAACAGUAACUUUAGGAGGGGACACCAUGUUUGUCAUUCGGAUCCACGAGGACCAAACAAUGCCAAUAGCCAUGUCCAUAGCUUCAAUCUGCAAAGUCUCCAUUCUUCUCUCCGCAAAUUGCUCAUUUUCUUUGUUCACUUGACAGCCAAGUUCCCAUUGGUGAUCAUCUUCCUCCUAAUYGUCUUAUACGCCGUCCCUGCCAGUGCAGCCAUUUUGGCUUUGUACGUAAUAGCCACGGUCCUUUUCGCUCUUCCAUCGUUCCUCAUACUAUAUUUCGCAUACCCAAGUCUGGAUUGGCUGAUGAGGGAGAUCAUCACAUAAAGUGUGCAAAAAUCUCUAAACAAGCCAGCCACCCAUCAUCAGGAAAGGUUGAGUUUACAUAAUUUUCAUCAUAUAUUUGGCUUGUUGACACAUUAGCUUCCCAAUUUGUCGAYGUUUCAGAUGGUCAUACGGAUUCAACAUCACUCAUUGAAGUUCCUCCAGGUAAAAUAGUUUUAGUUUUGGUAGUGUCCCAAAAUUUCUUUUGUUUCCUUAAAAAAGCUAUUUGAGUAAUGAAGUAGAAGGAUUUGCUUAUUUCUGGUGUCAUCUUGUUGCUCUUUUGUGCCAUAUUCACUGCUAUUGUGCAUUAGAUUUGGAAAUUAGAUGCUGCUGUAUGGACAAAGCUUUAAGAAGCUCAAGUCCUUGCUUGUUGUACAGAGGAUUGGACUAAUUUAUAUGCCAACUAUGUUUACCAAAAAA